Molecule: messenger RNA, 852 nt
Organism: Fomitiporia mediterranea MF3/22
Lineage: Eukaryota; Fungi; Basidiomycota; Agaricomycetes; Hymenochaetales; Hymenochaetaceae
Exons: 4
Coding region: 1-852 (283 amino acids)
Source: RefSeq, a predicted model, not a curated record
AUGUCCGUCCUGCGAGCUGGACAUUCUCUAACAAAUGAAUAUCCGAACAAAGUCCUCCAGCUUCGUACAACCGUUUCGGAUUCAAAAACAGGUAUUAGACCGCCAGAUGGACGACGGAGGAGCGUAGAGUACUGGAUAGUGCGAGCAGCAGAGAAAGAGGGAGCGUCGGAAGGAGAGACAAGGAAAGUGCAUGGAUGGGGCGUUUAUGACGAGGGCGAGGCAGUGUACCUAUUAUGGAGAGGCGCUGCAGCCAAGGAAGACUUAUGUCAUCAUUUAUUCUUAGCCGUCGGAAAGCAGGCCUUUCUUUCUCCCCUCCCAGCCCAGGCCGCACGUCUUGUCCAAAGCACUGCACUUUUGUCAGUUGUCACCGUCAUUCGUCGUCGCUGCUACUGCGUUGCCGACUGUCGCCCGAUGUCGGCGAGCCUAGUGCCCGCUGUGCAGUACCGGGCCUCGGGGUCAACACAAUUACAUCCGUCGCGUCAAUCACGAUGCACGCUUUCGUCACGCGCAUCCUUUUUCCUAACUUGGUUUAUCCUCCCCACUCGUCUCGGCGAUGCACUGCUUCGCGGAUCAUGGUACGAUGACGACGCUCUCGGCAACCCCGAUGGUCUCUCAGCCCGUAGGCAGGAAUCUCGGAUGUGGACAUACUCCUCAAAGAUCACUAGCAUUUUCCAAAAUCUUGAUAGUUCACCGCCUCGUAAGGGCGUACUUUUGUCGCCACAUAAAAACAUACCUGCCAAGGCCAAGGGGCCAGACAAACAAACCCCUUUCACGCUGCAAUGCUGGCUGGACUACAACCAACCAGCAAUUUAUUUCAAAACAAAUCUCGGCGAACCGCGCUACUGCUUUUAA